This is a messenger RNA of Pseudozyma hubeiensis SY62, 1971 nucleotides long. RefSeq names its product N-acyl-phosphatidylethanolamine-hydrolyzing phospholipase D. The record is from RefSeq and is a predicted model, not a curated record. Gene Ontology annotation, cellular component: cytoplasm; membrane-bounded organelle. Lineage: Eukaryota; Fungi; Basidiomycota; Ustilaginomycetes; Ustilaginales; Ustilaginaceae. The coding region runs from base 1 to 1971 and encodes 656 amino acids. Gene Ontology annotation, biological process: N-acylethanolamine metabolic process; N-acylphosphatidylethanolamine metabolic process. The transcript has a single exon. Gene Ontology annotation, molecular function: N-acylphosphatidylethanolamine-specific phospholipase D activity.
AUGUCGACCACAGAGCACCAUCAUCAUCCAGCACAUCUACCACCACACGAACGACACCACCGAACCGUAUCUGAAACGCUCGAGGGUAGAGAUAGCGUCGAUGGCGCCGACUCUGUCUCCUCCUCACGCUCCUCUUCUUCAUCUGAAGAGCAGCCAACUGCGCAGACUACGACAGAAGACACUUCGCACGCUGCACACGACGGAUCGACCAAACCGACCUCUACCAGAUCACCAUACAGGAUCACUGUGAACUGUCGAUCGUCCGAUCCCAUCGCCGACUCUCACACAGUCGAUCCGGAAGACCUGCCUUCUCAUUGGGUCCCGACCGCGCUUUCGCAGGUGACACGCGCAACGUCCACCGCUUUCGGCCAACUCACGUCUCCGCGUCAAAGCACUUCUUCCCGCCCCAACAACAACGAGCAGCAGCAGAAACAAGAAGAGGAAAGGCAGAGUCAAGAAAAGGAGAGUCACAUCCUGGAUCGGCUGACUUUCCAAAAUCCAUGGUCGGAGAGUUUCCGCAAACCUGGAAUCAAGGGCUUACUGGGUGGAGGCCUGAAAUGGGGUUUGCCGGAUAGCUAUAUCGAGGGGUCGGGGAGGGGGAGCAAGAGAGCCAGUGGAUUCAAGUCAGAUUCGAAGAUUCACAGAGAGCGCGAUGAGGCGCAAUGGGAAGAUGCAGAGUUGGGUAAUGAUUGGGAUCAGGUUGAGGUUGUGCAGCCAGACUGGGGCUGGUCGAAAGGAAAGUCGGAAAAGGAGGUGGACGGCCCGAGAAAGGAAGAUAGCGAGAAUCGUGCAAAGCAAGAUUCCGGCGAGAAGGAAGCCGACGCAGGUUACGAUUCGCAAACACAGCCGACCAGAGAUUGGCAAGACCCCAAGAAUCCCGACAAACCAGCGGCCAGAGUCACUUGGCUAGGUCACGCCACAACCCUCCUCCAACUACCACCGCUAUCCUCCCGCCCAAGCGACGAUUCCACCCGACCUCGAUCCAUCAACAUCCUCUUCGAUCCGAUCUUCUCCGAACGCUGCUCACCAUCCCAAUCAGCCGGUCCGCAGCGUUUCACCCCAGCACCGUGCAACGUCGACGACCUGCCACCCAUCGACUUUGUCGUCAUCUCCCACUCGCACUACGACCAUCUCGACUAUCACACCUUCAGACAGCUGCGACACGUGCGUGGCGAUCAGAUUCAUGCGUUUGUACCGCUGGGAGUGAAGGACAAGUUGACGGGUGGUGGGGGGUUUGGAUGGAAGUCGGAGCAGGUUAGCGAGCUGGAUUGGUGGGAUCAUGCACAGGUGUCUGCAGGAGAAGGAGACGCAGGAGAGGUGAAGAUCUGGUGUACGCCUGCUCAGCAUGGGAGUGGAAGGGGAGCAGGUGAUAAAGAUGCUAGUCUAUGGGCUAGUUGGGUGGUCGAGUGGAAGCACGAUGAGCAACGGUUCUGUUCGUUCUUCGCCGGAGAUACGGGUCUGAAGUAUCACCACGACAACCCUCACAAGCGCAGCAAGUACCCGGCAUGUCCCGCUUUCGCCGAGAUCGCAAAACGCUUCCAACCGUUCGACCUGCUCCUGCUCCCUAUCUCGGUCGGCUCGAGCUUGAGCUACUUCAGAUCAUGGGAUCCCUUCCCGCGAGCCUUCUCCCCGUUCCCCAGGGUCAGCAGCACACUCACUUCGAGCAUCCACAUGGAUCCCUACGACGCCGUCGAGUGUCACGGUAUCUUCCACAAGGAGAAAGACGAUCGGGAAAAGGAAGCAGGAAGGAUGGUCAGUCUGGCGGUGCAUUACGGCACGUUUGUGAGGAACGACGAGCAGACAAAGGGCGACGUUAGGCAGUUGAGAAAGGCGUGCAAGAUGCAACGGUUGAAGUUUCGUAGGGUCAGGGAUGGGAUGGGGUUGUUGGAGAAGGAUGCGGCGGAGGAGGAUGUGUUUCUGGUUGCGGAUCAGGGGAGGACGCUUUGGCUGCCGAUUCAGGCGGCUUCUUAG